Molecule: messenger RNA, 1747 nt
Organism: Strongylocentrotus purpuratus (purple sea urchin)
Lineage: Eukaryota; Metazoa; Echinodermata; Echinoidea; Camarodonta; Strongylocentrotidae
Product: tubulin alpha-1A chain
Exons: 4
Coding region: 98-1453 (451 amino acids)
Biological process (GO): microtubule cytoskeleton organization; mitotic cell cycle
Cellular component (GO): microtubule; cytoplasm
Molecular function (GO): GTP binding; structural constituent of cytoskeleton
Source: RefSeq, a predicted model, not a curated record
UCAUUCUGUUGUUGGCAAGCGUUGCGUCAAGUUUCCCGCCGACGUUAUUCAAGAAAUUUACUCUAAAUUCUUACUGAUCACCUGAAAAUCAUCGAAAAUGCGCGAAUGUAUCUCUAUCCACGUCGGCCAAGCCGGAGUCCAGAUCGGUAAUGCCUGCUGGGAGUUGUACUGCCUUGAGCACGGCAUUCAGCCUGAUGGCCAAAUGCCGUCAGACAAGACCAUCGGAGGUGGUGACGACUCCUUCAACACCUUCUUCAGUGAGACGGGAGCUGGCAAGCAUGUCCCCCGUGCUGUCUUCGUAGACUUGGAGCCCACUGUCGUUGAUGAGGUCCGAACUGGAACAUACAGGCAGCUCUUCCACCCUGAGCAGCUGAUCACUGGCAAGGAGGAUGCCGCCAACAACUAUGCCCGAGGUCACUACACCAUUGGCAAGGAGAUAGUCGACCUUGUCUUGGACAGAAUCAGGAAACUGGCUGAUCAAUGCACAGGUCUUCAAGGAUUCCUCAUUUUCCACAGCUUUGGAGGUGGCACCGGCUCUGGAUUUGCAUCACUCCUUAUGGAGCGUCUGUCUGUUGACUAUGGUAAGAAGUCCAAGCUUGAGUUCGCCAUUUACCCAGCUCCCCAGAUCUCCACCGCCGUAGUCGAACCCUACAACACAAUCCUCACCACCCACACAACUCUGGAGCAUUCUGACUGUGCCUUCAUGGUCGAUAACGAAGCUAUCUAUGACAUUUGCCGACGCAACCUUGACAUCGAGCGACCAACCUACACCAACCUCAAUCGUCUGAUAGCGCAGAUCGUGUCUUCCAUCACUGCCUCUCUUCGAUUCGAUGGUGCACUGAAUGUGGAUCUUACUGAGUUCCAGACCAACCUGGUACCAUAUCCUCGCAUUCACUUCCCCUUGGCUACCUAUGCACCCGUCAUUUCUGCAGAGAAGGCCUACCAUGAGCAGUUGAGCGUAGCAGAAAUCACCAAUGCCUGCUUUGAGCCAGCCAACCAAAUGGUCAAGUGUGACCCACGCCAUGGCAAGUACAUGGCAUGCUGCAUGCUCUACCGUGGAGACGUCGUCCCCAAGGAUGUCAACGCUGCCAUUGCAACGAUCAAGACCAAGCGCACUAUCCAGUUCGUAGACUGGUGUCCAACUGGCUUCAAGGUCGGUAUCAACUACCAGCCACCCACUGUCGUCCCUGGUGGUGAUCUUGCCAAGGUUCAGCGUGCCGUCUGCAUGUUGAGCAACACGACCGCCAUCGCCGAGGCUUGGGCUCGUCUUGACCACAAGUUCGAUCUGAUGUAUGCCAAGCGUGCCUUCGUCCACUGGUACGUCGGAGAGGGUAUGGAAGAAGGAGAGUUCUCUGAGGCCCGUGAGGAUCUGGCAGCUCUGGAGAAAGAUUACGAAGAAGUAGGUGUUGACUCCGUUGAAGGAGAAGCAGAGGAGGAAGGAGAGGAAUACUAAACGACUCGGCUCAACCUUAACAACCCCGGGACUUUUUGCGUUAAUGUUAAAUACACUUUGUAGUUCAAAAGCUUGAUUCGAUAAACACUGAAUAAGAACAAAUGCUCUAAUGGAUUGAUUUGACAUGAAAUGCGUAAUGAAUUCAGUAAAGAGUGACAUCCACAUUUUGAUAGGUUUUCUUCAGAAGUAACAGUUUGGAGUUUUUCUUGAUCACUUUAAAAAUGAAAUUAUUGAAGAAGAAAAAUAAUAAAAGUUUGGAACAUGAUGAUUUUUAGAUUUAUUAUUUAAAGGAGA